Messenger RNA from Trichosporon asahii var. asahii CBS 2479, 891 nucleotides. RefSeq lists its product as uncharacterized. The record is from RefSeq and is a predicted model, not a curated record. NCBI's taxonomy places the organism in Eukaryota, Fungi, Basidiomycota, Tremellomycetes, Trichosporonales, Trichosporonaceae. The transcript has a single exon. The coding region runs from base 1 to 891 and encodes 296 amino acids.
AUGAUUACCAUCAAUCACUCCUACUACCCGCAUGUGGUGGACCUGAUCCUCGACCAUGCCCCUCCCGCCUCACUCCUCGCGAUGGCGAAGACUUGUCGCAACUGGACACGGUGCUCCCUCAACCGAUUCUAUCACGUCAAGAACCCGCGCGUCAUCAAGGCACACAUUGUUCGCCACGUUAGCAUCGACAACCCCCUGCUUGGAAGGAUAUCGCUAAGCAAGGGGGAGCUUGUGCUUCUGAAGGGCUGCAAGGUGCUUGACAUCACGAGCCGGGAGAGGCGUUGGCGGCCGUGGUAUCUCCCUAACCUCGAAACAGUGCGGUACCACGAGGGCUUGGCUGAGUUACCACGCACGCAUGCGCGCCAGGCUGUGUUUCAAAACCAUCUGCCUCCGUUCAGCCGGUUCCUGUACAAGAUCAAGCAGACCAAACAGAUCGUCAUCUACAUCAGCAAGGAGUGCGGGAGACUUUACUGGCAUAAGCGAGCACUUGCGCACUUCCCGUCUGCUGAGCAGCUCGUCUUCAUCUUCGACGACGACAAUGACAACAGCAAGUUGGCACCCUCGGAAGGUACUUCCUCACCUGCCAACCGCUUGGACAUGGAUUACGACUUCCUGGAGACUGUCAAGCACGUCGUUGUCGCUGCGGUCCAGAAGAAGAUAAGAGUCAUGCUCGUGGGAACAGAGCGCUGGAAUGUGGAGACGUUCAACGUUCUGAAGCUUGGCGUGGAGAGGGUGUACAAGCAUUCCGAUGACAACCUGGAUUUCUACCGUCGCAUUAGCUUGUCGACUCUAGGCGUGUACCGCGAGUUUGUUGGAGAGGAGCAGUGGGCGGUGAUGACGGACUGGAAGGGUACUCUCUCGCCUAAGCGUUUGAAGCACCUGAAGAAGUAG